Choloepus didactylus (southern two-toed sloth) is the source of this 1597-nucleotide messenger RNA. It is a transcript of the gene NKX6-2, whose product is annotated as NK6 homeobox 2. NCBI's taxonomy places the organism in Eukaryota, Metazoa, Chordata, Mammalia, Pilosa, Megalonychidae. Gene Ontology annotation, cellular component: nucleus. The record is from RefSeq and is a predicted model, not a curated record. Gene Ontology annotation, biological process: cell differentiation; regulation of transcription by RNA polymerase II. Gene Ontology annotation, molecular function: DNA-binding transcription factor activity, RNA polymerase II-specific; RNA polymerase II cis-regulatory region sequence-specific DNA binding.
GGCGGCGGGGCCCGGAUGGCGCCCGGGCCGGCGGCGGCGGCGCCCAUGGACGCUAACCGCCCGGGCGCGUUCGUGCUGAGCAGCGCGCCGCUGGCCGCGCUGCACAACAUGGCCGAGAUGAAGACGUCGCUGUUCCCCUACGCCCUGCAGGGCCCGGCCGGCUUCCAAGGGCGCCCCGCGCUCGGCGGCCUGGGCGCGCAGCUGCCGCUCGGCACCCCGCACGGCAUCAGCGACAUCCUGGGGCGGCCGGUGGGCGCGACGGGCGGCGGCCUCCUGGGCGGCCUGCCCCGCCUCAACGGGCUCGCCUCGUCGGCCGGCGUCUACUUCGGGCCCGCGGCCGCCGUGGCGCGCGGCUACCCCAAGCCGCUGGCCGAGCUGCCGGGCGCCCCGCCCAUCUUCUGGCCCGGCGUGGUGCAGGGCUCGCCCUGGAGGGACCCGCGCCUGGCCGGCCCGGCCCAGGCCGGCGGGCUCCUGGACAGGGACGGCAAGAAGAAGCACUCGCGGCCGACCUUCUCGGGCCAGCAGAUCUUCGCUCUGGAGAAGACCUUCGAGCAGACCAAGUACCUGGCGGGCCCAGAGCGCGCGCGGCUCGCCUACUCCCUGGGCAUGACCGAGAGCCAGGUCAAGGUUUGGUUCCAGAACCGCCGGACCAAGUGGCGCAAGCGGCACGCGGCGGAAAUGGCGUCGGCCAAGAAGAAGCAGGACUCGGACGCCGAGAGGCUGAAGGUGGGCGGCUCGGACGCGGAGGACGACGACGAGUACAACCGGCCCCUGGACCCCAACUCGGACGACGAGAAGAUCACGCGGCUGCUCAAGAAGCACAAGCCCGCGAGCCUGGCGCUGGUCAGCCCGUGCGGCGGCGGCGCGGGGGACGCGCUGUGAGCGGCCCCGACGGGAGCGGCGGGUCCCGGCACCCGCGCGGAAGGUGUAGAGAUAUUUUUACAGAAUAAGUUUCCGCGCGGCCGCGGCGCGGGCUCGGCUGGCGGGGACCCCAGCCCGGCGGCGCCCUCGGUGGGCGCGGGGACGCGGGGCUCGGGCCGCGGCCUGGCGGAGUCACUUUGUAUAAUCAAUAAAUUAUUUAACACGUCCGGGUCGGAGCCGCGGCUCCGGAGGCUGCACCGCCUGUUUCUUCCGGAUCGAGCCCGAGGGGCCCCGGUUCCCGCGCGGCUGGGGCGCGGCACCGGGAGGUCCCGUCCCCGUCCCCGCGGCGCCCCGAGGGACGCCCGGGCCGGCAGGCGCGCGGGAAGGAGCCGCCGCGGGAGCCGUGAGGAGCCGGACGACGCCGGGAGCGCUGAGCCGGGCCGGCCGGGGACGGAGCCGGGCCACGGGCACCUCCGCCCUCCAGCCUGGGCUCGGGCCGCCCGCGCCGCGGCAGGAACCGGAGCAGUCCUCUCUACAGGCCUUCGGAGCGGAGACCCCGCCAAGCAGAGCCCACCCGGAGCCCCGCGUACGCCAACCGUCCUGCCAAGGAAACAAGGUUGGCGAGUGGACGCCGAGCCCUUGGCACCGGUAGUGAUUUAUGUCAAAGACAAGCUCAGCCGGACGCCACCGCCGUCCAGGAACUCUGUAGUGUUCUAAAUUAAACCAGUAAAACAUA